AUGGAAAAUCCUUUGUUAGAUUCAGAUGUGAUUGAAUAUAAUAGCAAAGAUUAUGUUUUAAUUACUAAAAUUAGUAAGAGUAAUGAGAUCCAUAGGAUUUUAAUAGAUGAAAUGCAUCUAUAACUUAAAUUUAUUUCAGAUGCUAAAACCUAUUUCAGAUGUUCUAAUUGCGAUAUUUUGUAUAUUCUAUAAAGCCACAACGAUCUUCAAAUCUCAAUAUUUUAACUAAAACAACUAAAAAAAUAACAAUAAAAUAACUCAGAUAAAUGCUAAUAAUGUUAAUAAUUCAUGAAUGGAGAUUGUUUCAAAAAAUGCUACAAAUGUGAUUCUAAUUAAAUAAUCAGUAUUUAAAAUGAGAAUUCAAGAUUGUUUUGUCAAAUUUGUUUUUCACAGUUGUGCAAAAAUUGUGAUUCAAAUAUAGAAAUUUUUUAAUAAAAUCCAAAUAGAUGUACAUAGAAGAAUCUAACAAACUGUUAAAGAUACUUUUAUGUAAUUUCAAUGAUAAUCAUAUCAUUAAUCUUUUUACCAAUAUUCAUAGUACUAGACUUUAAGAAAUAUAAAUUCUAAUGCUAAUUGUUGGAAUUUCAUUAAUAUAUACUCAGUAAAUAUAAGCCAAUGGUCAUCCUAUUCUUUUAUUAAAUAUUUUUAAUUGUAUAUUUGAUAAAAGUCUUUAUGAUACUAAUAUAUUUUGUAGUUGAUAAAAAUAAAUAGAGAAUUCAUUAUUACUUUGAUUGA
Messenger RNA from Paramecium sonneborni, 735 nucleotides. NCBI's taxonomy places the organism in Eukaryota, Ciliophora, Oligohymenophorea, Peniculida, Parameciidae. The record is from the annotation of a GenBank genome assembly.